ACUACAUAAUUUAUAAAAUCCGAAAAUUGGUAAAAACUAUCAAAAUUGAGAAUCCAACCAAACAAAAAACCUUAGAUUAAGAAGAAUAAUAUCUGAAAGAUAACUCUUUAAAAUAAGAAAUACGUGAAAGUGUAAUUCAAAAUUAGUUUCUUCAAAAACUUAAAUUAUUAUAAGUUUUUAAACAAUUGGUCUAUGUCGAAAUUAAAGGAUUUUUCAUGUGCUUUUCAUGGAAAUGAAAACAUGGCAAAUCAAAAGUUGAUAUAUCCAGCAGCAACAAGGAACCAAGAGCCCAUUCUGCAAGUUUUAAAGAGAUUUGUAACCUAUGAUUGUGCAGAAGAUGAUAGUCCAUUGUUUUUAGAGGUAGCCUCAGGCUCAGGACAACAUUUAGCACACUUUGCACCUCAUUUUCCAAAUAUAAAAUUUCAGCCAACAGAAUUUGACGAAACCCUUUUAGGAAGCAUUAAAUAUUAUGCAACGGAAUGUCCAACCAAAAAUAUACUCUUACCAAUACAAUUGGAUAUAUGUACAGAUUUAGUUCAUUAUGGAUUUUUAGAAGAAAGUAUAGAUUAUGUCUAUAAUGCAAAUAUGAUUCAUAUAAGUCCUUAUGAAUGUACAAUCGGCUUAUUUAAAAAUGCAGGCUGCUAUCUAAAACCUAAUGCUUUAAUGAUCUUAUAUGGGCCUUUUAGUAAAGAUGGAGUAAUAACACCUGACAGUAAUGUUCAAUUUAAUGCAUCUUUAAAAGCUAGGAAUCCAGCAUGGGGAUUAAGAGACAUCAGUGAAUUAAUUAAAAUAGCUGCUGAUUAUAGUCUAACACUCAUAGAUACAGUAGAAAUGCCUGCAAAUAAUAAAACUUUAAUAUGGAAAAAGAAUUGAUUACAGUAAAAAGUAGAAUGAAUAUUACAAGUGAAAAAAUGUAUUUGAAGCACAAACAACAAAGAGCAAAAUACUAUGAACAGUCCUGAUCAUGAAUAUCAAAAAGAUCUGUGAUUUGUUGUCAAAUCAUCCAUUAAAUGACUUUUUUUAUUAUUA
Bombyx mandarina (wild silkworm) is the source of this 1029-nucleotide messenger RNA. Its product is annotated as methyltransferase-like 26. The record is from RefSeq and is a predicted model, not a curated record. NCBI's taxonomy places the organism in Eukaryota, Metazoa, Arthropoda, Insecta, Lepidoptera, Bombycidae.